UGGAGCGUAUUGAAGAAAUUGCCUAGGAUAUUAAAUAUCUUUUACUCUGUCAGCAACAAAAUGCUCAAGAAGGAAAAGAGUUUGCCAAGUCUAACUUUCAUCCAUGUGGAACAAAAGAAGAAUUGCAAACAUUAAAUGAAUCACUGGGUGACCCCAAUACUUUUCAAUCAACUUGCCUAUUUCUACAAACAGUAGGCGGAAAAGAUGUAGUCGAUACCACCAGAAGGAUGUUGUCCAGAAUUAUAAAAAAUGAUUUAGCAAUGACGUACAAUUGGACUGGGAGAAAUUCCAAAGAAAAUUUCAGUAUUUUUGAAAACAUAAUGAAGUUAAUACUUGUUGCCGUGAGAAAAAACCCUUUGUCCAGGAACGCCACAGAGCUAGAAGUGCACCAAGUGACAAAAAAAUAUUUACGAAAUGCCUGUGAUCGUGAUGGUGGUCGAGCAAAAAGGCAAACAAGGGAAAAUUAG
Ceutorhynchus assimilis (cabbage seed weevil) is the source of this 467-nucleotide messenger RNA. Lineage: Eukaryota; Metazoa; Arthropoda; Insecta; Coleoptera; Curculionidae. The record is from the annotation of a GenBank genome assembly.